AUGAAUUGCUGGCUCCCAGUGUGGGUAAGGCAGGCCCCAUCUGUCCAUAGGUCCUGUCUGAUCUGCAUUUCAUUCAUUCAUUCAUUCAUUCAUUCAUUCAUUCAUUCAUUCUACAGACAUUUACAGCCUGUGCUGGUGCUGGUGGUGAGAGUGGAAACAAGAGCCCUGCUCUUGCAGAGCUCACUGCUGGGCAAGGCUGUGGAUGGGCAUCAAGACACAGUGUACUCCCUGGGUGGAGGCUCCGAGGGCCCGUGUUUCUGUCCUACUCCCUGCAACCUGACCCGCUACGGGAAAGAAAUCUCCAUGGUCAGGAUCCCCAACAGGGGUUCAGCCCGGUACCUGGCCAGGAAGUACAACCGCAAUGAGACCUACAUACGGGAGAACUUCCUGGUCCUAGAUGUCUUUUUUGAAGCACUCACCUCUGAGGCCAUGGAACAGCGAGCAGCCUACGGCUUGUCAGCCCUGUUGGGAGACCUCGGGGGACAGAUGGGCCUGUUCAUCGGGGCCAGCAUCCUCACUCUGCUGGAGAUCCUUGACUACAUCUAUGAGGUGUCCUGGGACCGACUGAAGAAGGUGUGGCGUCGCCCCAAGACCCCCCUGCGGACCUCCUCUGGGGGCAUCUCCACCCUGGGGCUGCAGGAGCUGAAGGAGCAGAGUCCCUGUCUGAGCCGGGGCCGGGCUGAAGGUGGGGGAGCCAGCAACCUGCUCCCCAACCACCACCACCCACACGGCCCUGCAGGAGGCCUCUUUGAAGACUUCGCUUGCUAG
Pipistrellus nathusii (Nathusius's pipistrelle) is the source of this 768-nucleotide messenger RNA. Lineage: Eukaryota; Metazoa; Chordata; Mammalia; Chiroptera; Vespertilionidae. The record is from the annotation of a GenBank genome assembly.